Messenger RNA from Manihot esculenta (cassava), 1227 nucleotides. Its product is annotated as protein RER1B. NCBI's taxonomy places the organism in Eukaryota, Viridiplantae, Streptophyta, Magnoliopsida, Malpighiales, Euphorbiaceae. Gene Ontology annotation, biological process: retrograde vesicle-mediated transport, Golgi to endoplasmic reticulum; protein retention in ER lumen. The coding region runs from base 286 to 843 and encodes 185 amino acids. Gene Ontology annotation, cellular component: Golgi membrane. The record is from RefSeq and is a predicted model, not a curated record. The transcript is spliced from 4 exons.
AACUUUGACGGGUAAAAAGGGAAAUGCGUCACUAUUCAUGCGUCAGCAGAGGCAACGGAAAAACUAAAAUACACUGAUGAGGCAAAAUUUUCGUUUACAAUAACCUGCAAACUUUCCUUCUCCAAAAAGAAAAAAAAAAGCUGCAAAAUUUGCUUGUUCUGAACAAAGAAUCCAGAAGAAGGAGAGGAUACCUGUUGAUUCCUUUACCACUUAUAUACCUUUAUUGGAUCUGUGUUUUGCUGGGACCUGCCCUGACUGCGACGUUUCUUAAAGAUAUAAUAAUUCAUGGAAGCAGCCGGGGGUGGUGCUGCCUCCAAUGUGGCAUCUCUUGUCAAGUGGAGAAAUGAUUUCUCAAGGGCUUUCCAGUACUAUCUGGAUCGAUCAACACCUCAUUCGGUGCAAAGAUGGCUGGGCACUCUUGCAGCUACAGCAAUUUAUAUGUUGCGAGUUUACUACGUUCAAGGUUUUUACGUUGUGUCAUAUGCCCUCGGAAUUUAUAUCUUGAAUUUGUUAAUUGGGUUUCUCUCGCCAAAGGUUGAUCCUGAACUUGAAGUUUUGGAUGGAGCUUCUUUGCCAACAAAAGAAUCGGAUGAGUUCAAGCCUUUUAUUCGCCGCCUUCCCGAGUUUAAGUUCUGGUAUUCCAUCACCAAGGCUUUCUGUAUUGCCUUUCUAAUGACCUUUUUUUCUAUGUUUGAUGUCCCCGUCUUCUGGCCCAUAUUACUCUGCUAUUGGAUUGUUCUGUUUAUCCUCACAAUGAAGCGCCAAAUCAUGCACAUGAUCAAGUAUAAAUAUGUUCCAUUUAGUGUCGGAAAGCAGUUAAAACAUAAUCACUUGCCUCCUUGAUUGUUGACAGAGGUAUUCUGGGAAGAAUUCUGCUGCAAGUAGCAGUGGCAUAACGAAGGACUGAACUUUUCUUACAUCCAGAUCCAGUGCAGCCUUUUCAAACGUUUAGUUUAUAGGUUUUGGAUAAAUUAAAUACAUGUCAACUUAUAGAACACAUGCAAAAUUCAAGCUGGUUGCCUCUUUUGAUUUUGUAUUUUAUUAGCAGAUGUUACUGGCAUGCCUUCGCAUACACACCUUUCUGAAUUGGCUCAUUCUAUUUCUUUGUACACCCUUUCUUUUCCCUCUUUCUGACUUCAUCUUUUUCCAUUUUUUUAAGGGAAUCAAAUCUUGUAUAUGAUCAGCCACCACAUUUUGUUUAGUGUAUGAGGUUGUUUGAGCUGUCAA